AUGUCGAGCAAUAGCAGCUUGAUUCCUUGCUUGCAGCAGCAGCAGCACCACCACACCAGCCUCCGAUGUCCUGCCAAUGAAAGCGCGUCCCUGGCUAAGCGGGAACGGAAGUACGCAAGCAUGAACGAUCUCAAGUGCGACGUGUGCGGCAAGGCUUUCAGCCGCAAAGCCAGCCUCCAACGUCACGUCGCGACACACGCUGGCAAAAAGCCCCAUGACUGCCACUGCUGCCCGGCGACUUUCUCGUGUAAAUGCAACCGCGACAGGCACUUUCUCACCCACUCGGGCGUAAAGGAACACGGCUGUCACUCGUGUGGCAGAACGUUCGCCCUCAAGCAGAAUCUCGGGACCCACCUCCGCCAGCACACUGGCGAAAAACCCUUUAGGUGCCACCUCUGUCCGGCGAAGUUCGCGGCUCCUUUCACUCUGAAUCAAGACGUGUUAAACCACAGCGGACAGAAGCCGCACGAGUGCGCGCAUUGCGGCAGAAGGUACACGCGACGACACGCCCUCGUGCGCCACAACCGCGUUCACACCGGUGAGAGGCCAUUCAUUUGUGACAGGUGUCCGGCCGCGUUCUCACGGAAGUGCACGCUGAACAAUCACCUCCUUACGCACACCAAGGAGAAGUCGUGGCAGUGCAGCCGGUGCUGCAAAACAUUUGCGAGGAAGCACGCCCUGAAGCACCACUUGCGGUUGCAUACUGGUGAACGGCCGUUUAAGUGCGACGGCUGUCCAGCCACCUUCGCCGAUCGCUCUAACCUGCUUGUUCACAAGCGGACGCACACCGGCGCAAAGCCCUACGAAUGUGGCAUGUGCGGCCGCAGGUUCACGAGGUGUAGUCACCUCAAAACUCACGCUCACGGAUACCAUGGCUUUGCGAUUGCUGGUGUGGACGAACCAGGCAACCAGGAGCCUACCAUCGCGGCGCAACAACCUGCAAGGACGCUGUCGUAA
This is a messenger RNA of Rhipicephalus sanguineus (brown dog tick), 957 nucleotides long. RefSeq names its product gastrula zinc finger protein XlCGF7.1. The transcript is spliced from 2 exons. Lineage: Eukaryota; Metazoa; Arthropoda; Arachnida; Ixodida; Ixodidae. Bases 1 to 957 code for a protein of 318 amino acids. The record is from RefSeq and is a predicted model, not a curated record.